Nannospalax galili (Upper Galilee mountains blind mole rat) is the source of this 3862-nucleotide messenger RNA. It is a transcript of the gene Antxr2, whose product is annotated as ANTXR cell adhesion molecule 2. Gene Ontology annotation, molecular function: signaling receptor activity. NCBI's taxonomy places the organism in Eukaryota, Metazoa, Chordata, Mammalia, Rodentia, Spalacidae. The coding region runs from base 547 to 2010 and encodes 487 amino acids. The record is from RefSeq and is a predicted model, not a curated record. Gene Ontology annotation, cellular component: membrane. The transcript has 17 exons.
CCCCACGGCAACGCGCCAGAGCUCAAGGAAGAAAGUUGUGGAGAGCCGCGGGUAGCUGGGCAGCCGGGGAAGGGAGGCGAAAGAGUAGGCUCCGCUGCAAGUUGGCGCGGCCCCGGCGUGUCCCCGGGAGCUCGUCCUGUCCCUCGGCCCACCGCGCAGCUGGACCGCAGCCCUAGAGAGGAAUGGGAGGCCAGGUCUGGGUCCUCGGCGGGUGCUAGAGGCUCUGCCUGGGUCCGGAGAGGAACUUGUCCCGCAGGCAGUGGUCCGGGGCCUGCAUUGUCUGCAGCAACUCUCCGGAAUCCGGAGGGGCCGGACUGGAUCGCGCUUUCACUGGGAUUCGUCCAGAGCUCGGGCGGCAGCUGCGAACGAGACUCCCUUUGUCCUCCCAGGACCUCCCUCCCUCCCUCCCGGUGUCAGCUGCUCAGUCCGGCUGACCCAGGCGCGGGACCCCAGGGAGUCCCCGGUGACCCCGCCUCCUUCGCAUCUCUGCCCCGCAGAGCCCAAGGGUGCGGCGACCGGAGGGAGCCGCAGGGCUCUGGACGUAGGAUGGUGGAGGACCGGUCCCGGGCGCGCAGCCCUGGGAGCUGGCUGUUUCUUGGCCUGUGGCUGCUGGCUCUCGGUGGUCCGGGGCGACGGCUGAACGCGCAGGAGCAGCCCUCCUGCAAAAAAGCCUUCGAUCUCUACUUCGUUUUGGACAAGUCUGGGAGUGUGGCAAAUAACUGGAUUGAAAUUUACGAUUUUGUCCGCCAACUUACAGAGAGAUUUGUGAGCCCUGAAAUGAGAUUGUCCUUCAUUGUAUUUUCUUCUCAAGCAACCAUUAUUUUGCCAUUAACUGGAGACAGGUACAAAAUCAAUAAAGGAUUGGAGAAUUUAAAAGAUGUUCAGCCAGUAGGAGAGACAUAUAUUCAUGAAGGAUUGAGGCUAGCAAAUGAACAAAUUCAGAAAGCAGGAGGCUUAAAAACCUCCAGUAUCAUAAUUGCUUUGACAGAUGGUAAGUUGGACGGUCUUGUGCCAUCAUAUGCAGAGAACGAGGCUAAAAAGGCCAGGUCACUUGGUGCUAAUGUUUAUUGUGUUGGGGUCCUUGAUUUUGAACAAGCUCAGCUUGAAAGAAUCGCUGAUUCCAAGGAACAAGUUUUCCCCGUUAAAGGUGGAUUUCAAGCUCUUAAAGGAAUCAUCAAUUCUAUACUAGCUCAAUCAUGUACUGAAAUCCUGGAAUUGAGUCCCUCAAGUGUCUGUGUGGGGGAGGAAUUUCAAGUUGUGUUGAGUGGAAGAGCAGUCAUGUCAGGCAGUCGGGAUGGUGGUGCUCUCUGUACCUUCACUGUGAAUGCCACAUACUCAAAGAACAUAAAACCAGUAAGUGUACAGCACAAUUCCAUGCUUUGUCCUGCACCUGUCCUGAGUAAAGCUGGAGAAACUCUUGAAGUUUCAGUAAGCUUUAAUGAAGGAAAAUCUGCCAUCUCAAGAUCAUUAACUAUCACAGCAACAGAAUGUUCUAAUGGGAUUGGAGCCAUCAUCGCUAUUUUGGUGUUGCUGUUACUCUUGGGAAUUGGCUUGCUCUGGUGGUUUUGGCCUCUUUGCUGCAAAGUGGUCAUCAAGGAUCCUCCACCACCACCUCCAGCACAAAAGGAGGAGGAAGAAGAAGAACCUUUGCCCAACAAGAAAUGGCCAACUGUGGAUGCUUCCUAUUAUGGUGGUCGAGGGGUUGGAGGAAUUAAAAGAAUGGAGGUCCGCUGGGGAGAUAAAGGCUCUACUGAGGAAGGUGCAAGGUUAGAGAAAGCAAAAAAUGCCGUGGUGAUGAUUCCUGAGGAAGAGAUACCUGCACCAUCAAGACCACCUCGGCCCAAACCAACAUACCAGGCUCCUCAGACAAAGUGGUACACGCCAAUUAAGGGUCGUCUGGAUGCACUCUGGGCUUUGAUCUUGAAGCAGUAUGACCGGGUGUCCUUGAUGAGGCCUCAAGAAGGAGAUGAGGGCCGGUGCAUCAACUUCUCCCGAGUUCCACAUCAAUAAGAGGAGAACAAGAAGAUACGAAGACAGAACAUUUUCACGAUGCUGAUUUCCACCCAAAUGAGAAAAGUCGAGUGCAUCUUCGAAGCUCUUGGAACAGCAGCUCAAUUCCUGUCAGGAAAUGUUUUCUCUGCCUUCUGCUUUACUUGCACCAAACAUUUUUAAACACUUGUUCUGCCAUCUACAUGAGGAAUGAUGAAACUCAGUGAUAACUCAAGAUUCAUGACAUUGAAAAUAAAGGAAAAUGUUAAUCUGCAUGCUACGGUUUAUGGAAGACAGCUUGUUUGAAUGUGUAGAAGAGGACAAAGAAACCACAUCAACAAUGUCAAGAUGACAUAAAACCAGGUCCACAAAACAACCAGCCACGUUGAGUCUUCAUAGAGAUGGGUGCUUUUAACAUGGAAGCCUGGCACUUGUCUUUUUGUUUGGUAAGAUCUUUAGCUUUAGGCAGAACAUGAAAUUUCCCACCAGGCUGAAUAAAUAACAGAGCCAUUGCCUUAUAGCUAUGUCAGAUAGCAAAACCUUUCAAGACCCUUAUCACAGUGUGCCUUACGGGAAGUUUCUGACCAGAGAAUCUUGUCAUUGUUACACUGAAAAGUGCCAUGCAUGACAAAAUACAGACAAGAUGCCUCAAGGUAUGGGUAGCAAGAAAGAUUUUGCCCUUUAGUUUUCCAAGACACCUUUAUUUCAUUAUGCACUUGGGAUAAGAGAAUUAAUAGAGCGUUAUUCCACAGGAAGAAUGCCUCCAACCAAAGACCUGGAGUGGAGUUUAAGGACUUGUAAUGUGAGACUGUGUCCCCACGCCUGAUAGAUCUAUUGCUUUCUCAGUAUUGAGGAUUUAGUAGUGCAUAAAGCAUUGCUAUGUGUAAACAUCCUAGGAAUUUGUUUUGUUAUUAAUUUAAAGGAAGCAGUAACUACAAAGCUUCCGCUCAGGGUUUUUUCUUCCUUCAAAUCUCCAAGGGUUCUUCAACGUCACAAGCCAGCAACUUUCUUUGCAUGAAAAUUUCAAAGUUUAAUUAAUAUAAUUAAAGGCAACAGCAAGCAGCAGCCUGUGAAGAUUUUGCUCAUCUUUUUUAUGCCUUUUGACAUUGAAUGACCUAUCACUGUUUGCGUAUUACUUGGAUUUUGAGGAGCACUGCACCUUGGUUCUGAUUCAGCAAGAGAAAAAGGCCUCCUUUCUUCAUUUUAUAAAUUAAAUUCAGGAGGGUCACCAUCAAAAAACAUUGACAAUGUAUGUACUAUAAUUUUUUAGAAAAAUCGUCCUUGUGUCACAUCAACGAUGCCAAAUUAUGUUAGCCUGAGCAGAAACACUGCGGGGGAGGAAGAAGUCAGCAGCUGAAGAAAGCAGCUCAAAUGAUCUAGUCACUUUCGAUACUGUACUUCAGAUGCGAAAUGGAUAUUCAACUGGAUACCUGACAAAGCACGCCUGCUUUGAUGUGGACUGGUAUAGACAAUGACCAGUGCCUGGGUCAGUGGGAUGUCUCUCUGUGAGCACAAAGGCUUAUCAAAUGACACUAAAAAUAAGUUCAACAACCAUCACUUUGGAAGGGAGACAGCAAAUGCUUCAUGUUUGGCGGGCAUGUGCAUGCAAAAGAUGAGAAGAGCAAUUUGGAGAACCCUGGUAUAAUCACCCCAUUGUGGUCUUAACAGACAUUUCAAAGGACAGAGUGAUUUUUUGUUUGAUGUCCAGGUUUGUGGCACUCCUCCAAGAAGCCUUAUGCAAACACACAAAUAUACACACGCAUACAUUUAUUCUCUGCCUGGAAUCAUUUUUGCUCAAGCUUAUUAUUUAUGUCACUGACUGGCUGGAUCCAAAGUCACAUGUCCAUAUAUUAAUAAAUAAAUUUUAACUGUG